UUGGCCUUUUCGCUUGCCAUACACAAGCGCGGGCCUGCGCGAGGAAAUGAAUCUCGCCCCGGUCCAAUGCACGGUUGUAGCCGUGGACAAUGACCCGGUACAGCCAGGCUGGCGUGCGCGGUCACUGUGAAAAACAUGUAGGAGCUGGGUAACUUUUUGAGACGUAAAAAGGAAAUGACGGACUUCCGCGCGCGCGACGCAGAAGAACAGCGAGUUCCGGUGCGGCAGCAAAUGCUGUCAUAAAGCAGACGGCAUGAGCAAGCGGCCAAAAAUCCACGUCUUUCUCGGGGCUCCGGCCCCCACUUCUGCACCUGAAGCCCCGGUGGAGGUGAGCAGUCGUCCUCCUGUCCGCUGGAGACACCUGGAGCUCACCUGGAGGGACGGGAAGCUCAAGCCUGCAUCAGGUGAAGACGAGGAUGAGGCUGACCAAUCCCAGUCCGGGUCAAGAGGUCAGGAGGAUCGGUCAAAGACUGAGGCUCCCAUCAUGGAGGGGGGGUCCGGCUCUGAGGAGGGGGGUGCAUGUUUGGGGUCCUUGCAGGAGUAUCUGGACUUCUGUUUUCCUGCUGCUCAGCCAGAAGGACCGGAUCAAUGUUUGCCCGCCCCCGAACCCCCCCCUGUGUCCACCCGGACUCACUACCUGAGCACCUGGACCCUGAGUCAGGCUCUGAUGCUGAAAGGCCGGCACGCCGUCCAGUCAGCAGACAGCCCAGAGAAAACCCCGCCCAAACCACCCCAAACCCCUCCCACCGAUUCCUCCAACACCCCUGAGCUCUUCAGCCCCACAACUCCCUCCCCAGGCUGCUCCUCCGAGCUCUUCAGCCCCCAGCGCCCGACGCAGCGGGUGGAGGCAGGAGGCGUCGUCCUUGAGGUCACCACAGACGGCGUUCUCUGUUCUCAGGAGGCCUCCCCCUGUGACCCCCCAGCAGAGAUCCCAUGCGCCAAAAGACCCCUGAUCUCUGAGGACUCUGGGGUUGUUGCAGCAGGACUCCAGAACCGCACCACACCUUUGGACAGGUGUGUCCGGGUGGGGGCGUGCUUCUCCGUCCUCGUGGUGGUGGUGCACCCGUGUCACCUGAAGGAGGUCCAGGUGAAGUCCGGCCCGUCGGCGGGGACCGCGGUUCCUCUGGCCUCCGUUGUGGUGACAGACCAGUCUCACCUGGACGUGAAGGUGGUGCUGUGGAGGCGGGCUGCGUUCUGGGCGCUGACGGUGAACCCCGGAGACCUCCUGCUCAUCACAGGUCUGAAGGUGACGGAGGACAGGUGGAGAGGAGAGACGGUGCUUCAGUCCACCUUCAGGAGCAAACUCCUCAACAUUGGCCACGCCUCCUCCCCACCACCAGUGUCCCACCAUGUUGAUGCUCGCUCGCUCUCCUCCCUCUGCACCGCUGUCAGGAAGCGGCGCCCCCUGCUGGUGUCUCUACCCAGACACACCCCUCAGGACCUGAACCGCCUCCCCUACGCCUCCCUGAGGGCUCUGAGAGUCAACACGCUGGUAAACGCACUGCUGCGUGUGACCCAGAAACACCUUAGCUCAGAGCUGCGCAGCGAGGCGGAGUCUUGCAGAAGGUCUGCGUUUGAGACAAAGGCGGUUCUCACCGUGGAGCAGCCCGGUGGCCAGCAGGGGGUGCUGCUGCUGUGGGGGGCGACUGUGGCCUGGCUGCCUCGAUUCAGCAAAAACAAAGCUGUGUGGGACUUCCACAACCUCCUGGUGAGGGAGGGGCUGACCUCUGACCUCCCAGAACUCCACUCUACUCCCUGGAGCUCCGUCCGGGCUCUGGACCCGACCGACCGCCGCCUGUUGGACUUCCAGCGGAUGCUUCUGCCCAGAGCCAGCCCCCCCCUGGAGCUGGACGUGGACACCCUGCUGUCCCAGAAGUACAGCGGUGAGGUGGAGCUGAGGGUCCAGGUGGUGGCCUUUCGCUUUCAGAGCGCGCCACAGCUGGUUCUGGACAGCGCCGCCACCCUGGCUGCGGUCACGGCGACCCUGGGGGAUGACAUCACUUACACCGGCUGCAGUCGCUGCUCCACCGAGCUCGACACCGACGCCAACGGCAUCUACGGCCCGUGCUACCCCUGCCUGCCGCACACGGCGGUGCGCCGCUACUACAGACCAGGUGUGCUGACGGUGAGGGGAGGGGAUCACAGCCACCUGCAGGUGCAGGUUCCUUCAGAUCCUCUACAGAAGAUUCUUCAAGCUCCUCCUGACAAACUGCAGAGGAGUUCAGCUCCGGACUCGGACGUGAAGUUCAUUCAGGUCGCAGCAGAGCGGAUCAAGAGCCUCCUCUCCCUCCCCCGGAGAACCGUCAUCGUCACGCUGCGCAGCCACUUCCUGUGUGACGAGAACAGCAUCCCCAUCACACAGAGCUUCACGCUGCUGGAUCUCCAGAUCCCCACGUGAGGAACGGCCGACCUUCAGCUGCAGGAAACUCCAGGAUCUGCAGCAGAUGGAGUCCGCUUUCAGCCCUGCAGGAACAUCUGUGUCCUGAGAAACGAAUGUAUCUGUGCUCGUGUCCAGAGUUGGGGUAACAGGUUAGAAAGUAAGGAAUUCAAGUAAUUUAAUCACUUUUGUCAUUAAAUUAUACUUUGAGUUACAAAUGUAACAAGUUAAAGUUCAAAUUUUGUAAUAAACUGCACUUAUGUUGUUACUUAAGUUUCAUAGGUUCUGACAUUUUCUGUCUGUUAAAUGAAACGAAAUGGAGAUUAAAUAAGAAAAAACUGAGUAACUUAA
Molecule: messenger RNA, 2728 nt
Organism: Oryzias melastigma (Indian medaka)
Lineage: Eukaryota; Metazoa; Chordata; Actinopteri; Beloniformes; Adrianichthyidae
Gene: shld2
Product: shieldin complex subunit 2
Exons: 11
Coding region: 254-2398 (714 amino acids)
Biological process (GO): regulation of double-strand break repair via homologous recombination
Cellular component (GO): site of double-strand break; nucleus
Source: RefSeq, a predicted model, not a curated record